AUGUAUCUAGAUGACAUCGGGGAGCUGUCUCUGGACGCUGAAGAUCUCCUCAGCUUUUCCUACCAGGUGGCCAAAGGAAUGGAGUACAUUACUUCAAAGAAUUGCAGCCACAGGGAUCUUGCAGCCAGAAACAUUCUGCUGACUCACGGCAGGGUGGCGAAGAUCUGUGACUUUGGCUUGGCACGAGACAUCACCACUGACGCCAGCUAUGUGCUCCGGGGCAAUGCUCGCCUGCCGGUCAAGUGGAUGUCCCCCGAGAGCAUUUUCGACUGCGUCUACACCUUUGAGAGUGACGUGUGGUCCUACGGCAUCCUGCUAUGGGAAAUCUUCUCUCUGGGUAACAGCCCGUACCCUGGGAUGCAGGUGGGCUCAGUAUUUUAUAGGAUGAUUCAAGACGGCCACAGGAUGAGCAGGCCAGAGUAUGCUCCCAUCGAGAU
Messenger RNA from Plectropomus leopardus (leopard coralgrouper), 437 nucleotides. The record is from RefSeq and is a predicted model, not a curated record. NCBI's taxonomy places the organism in Eukaryota, Metazoa, Chordata, Actinopteri, Perciformes, Serranidae.